Molecule: messenger RNA, 874 nt
Organism: Vitrella brassicaformis
Lineage: Eukaryota; Vitrellaceae
Source: the annotation of a GenBank genome assembly
AUGCGGGCCUUCUUCCGCCACCUGCCCCUGGGCGAGGCGCCCCCUGCGCCAACAAACAAGAGCCACCAAGUUAAGCGCCGACACAAGGACAAGAUGGCCCAGUUGGAGCAGGUCUUGAACGAGGUCCGUCGUGGCGUGAGGCAGAAUUCGGACCAGCUCAAGGCGGGCGAUGUGCAGAUCGUCGAGCCAGAGGAGCUGUCACAAGGUCAGGGAGACAAGAAAUGAAUGCGAUAUGUGACAGGCAGGUUACUGAAUGGUUGGACGUGUAUAGUACUCUGUCCAUGUGUCUGUGUGACAGGUGCUGGUGGUGCCAUGAAUUGGGUGGAGUUGUCGCCUGCGCCGACCGUGGGGCAGCAGCGAAUGUCCCUGCCCUCCAACGCUCAGCAGCAGCGAGAGCCGUCGGCCCCCCGCCUCACAGGAGGGGUGGUUCCUCCGCGAGUCCGCUGGCCACCCCGAGUGGCUGUAUGAGCGGCACUUCGCCGGCCCCGUGAGGCAGGAAGCCCACAAGAUGCGCACGGCCGCCAACUCUCACAUGGCCAUGGCGGUCAGCGAUCUGCAGAGGGUGGCAACGGAGGGGAGCGCCAUGCAGAUAAUAUAUGGCUGCUGAGGGCGGUGGAGAAGCGGCUCCGGUGGGAGGAGGAGAGAGGGGCCGGAGGCGACGAGGAGGCCAAGAAGGACCUGGCCAUGGCACAGGCCCUGAUAAGGUGGGGGAUGGACCCGUGUGAGGAGGAGAGGGAAGUCACAGACGCCAUCAUCAAGUGAGAAGAAACACACACGGCUUGCAUCGGCUCUUUGCGCGCUGUCCAUACCAAAGAUGUGUCUGUUUGCGCGUUGUCCGCUGUUCCCUCGCAGGCGUUGCCGGGCAUUCGUGUAA